Molecule: messenger RNA, 2678 nt
Organism: Ceratosolen solmsi marchali
Lineage: Eukaryota; Metazoa; Arthropoda; Insecta; Hymenoptera; Agaonidae
Gene: Gp93
Product: heat shock protein 90 Gp93
Exons: 4
Coding region: 153-2513 (786 amino acids)
Biological process (GO): protein folding
Molecular function (GO): ATP-dependent protein folding chaperone; ATP binding; ATP hydrolysis activity
Source: RefSeq, a predicted model, not a curated record
AGCUAAUGAGCGCCAGACUCGUCCGAGUUUCUUUGACAGUACAUUAUAGACUUGCCGAGGUGUCGUUUCUUUGAUUCCGCUUGCUUGGGCAAGCCAGGGCAUUGUUGCUUCUUUGGUUUCUAGCUUUAUUUUCCAAACAAGCAUUCGCAAACAUGAAACAGUUCGCCUUCAUUGUUGCCGCGAUUCUCCUCUUUACAGGAUUCGCAACAGCAUCGGAAAUUAUUAAUCAGGAGUUGGGCAGUAUCGAUGAUGAUCUUGGUGCCAGUCGGGAGGCCUUAAGGACAGAUGAACAAGUUGUUCAGAGAGAGGCGGAAGCUAUUAACAUUGAUGGGCUAAAUGUAUCGCAAGUAAAAGAAUUAAGAGAUAAGGCAGAAAAGUUCCAAUUUCAAACCGAAGUUAAUAGAAUGAUGAAGCUUAUCAUUAAUUCUUUGUAUCGUAACAAGGAAAUUUUCCUUAGGGAAUUGAUAUCUAACGCAUCGGAUGCAUUAGAUAAAAUUCGACUCCUGUCUCUAACCGAUAAGAAUAUUCUGGAAUCCAACCCUGAAACAUGCAUAAGGAUAAAGGCCGAUGUAGAAAAUAAGAUACUCCGUAUUUCAGAUUCUGGUAUCGGUAUGACUAAGAAAGAUCUUAUAAAUAAUUUGGGCACCAUAGCUAAAUCGGGUACCGCAGAAUUUUUGGGCAAAAUGCAAGAUACGUCUAAUACUCAAGAAAUGAACGAUAUGAUUGGACAAUUUGGUGUUGGAUUUUACUCUGCUUUCCUUGUGGCCAAUAGAGUAGUAGUCACUACCAAGCAUAACGACGAUAAGCAGUACAUAUGGGAAUCUGAUAGUGCAAACUUCAAUAUUAUCGAAGAUCCUCGAGGCGAAACGCUUAAAAGAGGAACUACUAUAGAAUUGUACUUAAAGGACGAGGCAUCUGACUUUUUGGAAGAAGACACCAUCAAAAAUCUUAUCAAGAAAUACUCUCAAUUUAUUAAUUUCCCUAUUUAUAUGUGGAACAGUAAAACUAUCGAUGUCGACGAAGAAGUAGAAGAGAAAGAGGAGAAGACAGAGGACGAAGAAAAGAAGACAGACGAGGAAGAUGCGAAGGUAGAAGAUGUUAGCGAAGAAAAAGAAAAGAAAAAAGUUAGCAAGACCGUUUGGGAUUGGGAAUUAUUGAAUGACUCUAAGCCUAUUUGGACUAUAAAGCCUUCAGAAAUUACCGAUAAAGAAUACCAUGAUUUCUACAAAUCUUUAACAAGCGAUGCUCAGGACCCAUUGGCUAAGGUACAUUUUGUUGCGGAGGGGGAGGUUACUUUCAAAUCCUUGUUAUACAUACCUAUAGUUCAACCUAGCGAUAGCUUUAACCGUUAUGGAACCAAAAAUGAUAAUAUUAAAUUAUACGUCAGAAGGGUUUUCAUUUCUGAUAAAUUUAAUGACUUAAUGCCAAAUUAUUUGGCAUUCAUUCAAGGUAUCGUUGACAGUGAUGAUCUUCCAUUAAACGUUUCCCGAGAAAAUCUGCAACAACACAAGCUUAUUAAGAUUAUUAAAAAGAAAUUAAUACGUAAAGUUCUUGAUAUGAUAAAAAAGAUUCCAAAAGAGACUUACGAUGCUUUCUGGAAGGAAUAUAGUACAAACAUCAAAUUGGGUAUUAUCGAAGAUUCUCAGAAUCGUGCUAGAUUGGCAAAAUUACUGAUGUUCCGGACAUCCGCACAGGAUGGAUAUACGUCUCUGCCUGAUUACGUUUCUCGUAUGAAGCCAAAUCAACAUCACAUUUUCUAUAUUGCUGGAUCUAAUAUUGACGAGGUUAAGAAAUCUCCGUUUGUUGAACGUUUAUUGAAGAAGGGUUAUGAAGUUUUGUAUUUGGUCGAAGCUGUUGAUGAGUACGCACUCUCAUCCGUACCAGAGUAUGAUGGGAAGAAAUUCCAAAAUGUUGCCAAAGAAGGAUUUUCUCUUGACGAAGGGCCCAAGUCUGCGGAAAGAAAACAAGAACUUGAAAGCACAUUCGAAGUUCUUGUUAAAUAUUUCAAUGAUAAUCUUAAGGAUUAUAUUAGUAAAGCUCAAAUAUCGGAGCGUUUGACUAAUUCUCCAUGUGCUCUUGUAGCUAGUAUGUUUGGAUGGACUGGAAACAUGGAAAGACUUGCAAUAUCUAAUGCGCAUCAAAAGGCAGACGAUCCACAGAAGAGUUAUUACUUGAAUCAAAAGAAGAUUCUGGAAAUUAAUCCGCACCAUCCACUUAUCAGGGAAUUAUUACGAAGAGUGGAAGAAGACAAAGAGGAUGAAACUACAAAGAAAAUGGCUUUAAUGAUGUUCCAAACGGCUACGCUCAGAUCUGGUUAUAUGCUUAAAGAAACGGCAAGCUUUGCAGAAAAUGUCGAGAUGCUUAUGCGUAAAUCAUUAGGUAUCCCAUUAGACGAACUUCCUGACGAUAAUAACGACGAUGACUUUUCUGAUGAUAUUAAUGAGACUGAGAAUGAAUCUGAUAUCGAUGGCGAUGAAAAUACAAAAGAAAGUGAAGAACAUGAUGAACUGUAAAGAAAUAAAGAAGAAAAAUUGUUUAAAACUUUUUCUUGACUAUGCAAUGCAUAGCUUAUACUAUGGACGUGAAUAUUUUUGCAGCGUUUAAAGUUGCAUGUACUUUUUAUUAUAUGAGAAAUAAUUCUGAAUUUUUGCAUAAUUGUUAUUGAAUAUACAUUAAAC